CAAACACAACAUGGCAGCUGCUGCUGAAGUAAUUCAGAGACCGGGCGUGCCAAUUGUGUUCUUGCAGAGAUAGACCCCAUUCGGUUGAACAUAGCCCCCAAACUGCUCUAGUGGAAGUGGCAUUGAGUCUGUCGCGCUACACAGGUCUCAUAGGCAGCAAAGCAAUCCCUUAAACACUUCCGGGUUUUUCACACUGAGGCAAAAUGUCCCAGGCUCCCGCCACCGCCGCAAGCAAGGCUGUCUAUGCGCCUAGCGAGUACUUUAAAUAUGGCGAGGGAGCUUCCAAGCACUUUGGCUUCGCGAAGCACGUCGCUAUUGCCAUGACCGUCGGCCUGGGUCUCAGCUUCGCCUGGAAGACGUGGCACUGGAACGAGAAGCGGUACAUCGCCCAGUACUACGCUGACAUGGCUCGCCGUGAGGCGCGCGAGGACGCGGCCCGCAAGUCGGCGCUGGCUGACAAGUACAAGCAGCUGGAGGAGGAGCUGCUGUCCUAAGCAGCGGGACGUUACCGGUGACGCGGGCGCGGGGUGCGGGUGCUGCGAAGCCAGCGUGCUGGUGCGGUAUGUGCUCUGUGUGCGUGGGAACGGCUCAGGAAGCUGUCCCAGCAUGCCCAUAUGCUGGGUGUGGCAUUCAAUUGUCUGGGCUGCAUCUUCUGUCACUGCUUGAUGGCGGUCGCGUACCCUAAUAGCUUGACAACAUCAGACUCACUGGCUGCAGCCGUGGCAGGGUGGAUGCGGCACAAGUGGCGCCGAGAGGCGGGCGGUACGAGCGCGCUGCCAGUGGAUAGGUAGAUCGGUAGGAUUGCGUUAUCUCGGUAGUUCAGGUAUAUUGAUCCAGUGUGAGAUCCCAUGCGAGGAGAUCACCGCGUAGGUUUCUGAGUCGCUGGUGGGUCCUGUAGCUGGACGCUUUGGGAACGUUCUGAACGAUUCCUGACUUGGCCCGGGAGUUGCUCACUGCCUGGGGCGUGUAAUAUUAAUGGGGCGCUUAUGAAAGGAGUGCGGAUUGUUGAGGUGUACAGUUGCAGCUGGAAGCUGGAGUACUGUGUUGCGAUGGUGACCGGACGGCGCACGCAGGGCCAGCGCACGAGAUAGGUGCAUGGGCAGCGCACAAACAGCAAGCCCAUACCGUAUACACGAUCACGCCAUCGCCAUUGCUCAACGUCACCAUAGCCGUCAAAUAUUAGUGGUUGUCGGUCAUCAAUUCAAAGUAGUCAAGGGAUGCAAUCUGCUGCAAGUUGGGAACAACUGCUAAUACUAAUUCGCAGGAA
Messenger RNA from Chlamydomonas reinhardtii, 1267 nucleotides. RefSeq lists its product as uncharacterized. The record is from RefSeq and is a predicted model, not a curated record. The transcript is spliced from 2 exons. NCBI's taxonomy places the organism in Eukaryota, Viridiplantae, Chlorophyta, Chlorophyceae, Chlamydomonadales, Chlamydomonadaceae. Bases 204 to 494 code for a protein of 96 amino acids.